This is a messenger RNA of Polyodon spathula (Mississippi paddlefish), 4730 nucleotides long. RefSeq names its product tetratricopeptide repeat protein 17-like. Gene Ontology annotation, biological process: cilium organization; actin filament polymerization. The record is from RefSeq and is a predicted model, not a curated record. Gene Ontology annotation, molecular function: protein binding. NCBI's taxonomy places the organism in Eukaryota, Metazoa, Chordata, Actinopteri, Acipenseriformes, Polyodontidae. Gene Ontology annotation, cellular component: actin cytoskeleton; cytoplasm. The coding region runs from base 42 to 3461 and encodes 1139 amino acids. The transcript has 24 exons.
CUUCCGUUUCCUGUUUCCUAGUUUCCUCAUGGAGACGGAAGAUGGCGAAUUACAGGAGGGGGAAUUUUGUGCCCAUAUUUUGCUUCAGAUUCCCGGGCAGAGUCACUGGACUUGGAGGGGCUCUGAUCUUUCUGAGCUGUGUCCUUGCAGAGCCCAGCGCAGCCACCACACACUGGGUAGUGACCGAGGAUGGCAAGAUCCAGCAGCAGGUGGAUUCGCCACUGAACUUGAAACAUCCCCACGACCUGGUGAUUUUCAUGCGACAAGAGACCAGAGUGAGCUACCUCAAGGAACUGGAGAAGCAGCUGGUGGCACAGAAGAUUCAUAUUGAGGAUAAUGAGGACCGGGACACAGGAUUGGAGCAGAGGCACUACAAAGAGGACCUGGACUGCAUCAAAGCCAAGGUUCCUCUGGGAGACCUAGACCUCUACGAUGGAACCUACAUCUCACUGGAGAGCAAAGACAUCAGUCCAGAAGACCAUGUGGACCAUAACUCCCCUCUGCCCCCGGACCUGGAGAAACCUGACUGUGCCAACAUGCUGGAGCUGCCCUACAGUAUCCACGCCUUCCAGCACCUGCGGGGUGUACAGGAGAGAGUGAACCUGACCACCCCUCUCCUGUCUCAGGAGGACUCCAUCUUCAGCUGCUUGUCCUGGAGACUGGGGAGGAGUAUGGAGGAGGUGGGCCAUCGCAUUCACGAGGCCCUGCACCUGAACUCCUCCUCCUGGGUGCUGUAUAACAUGGCAGCCUUCUACUGGCGGAUGAAGAACGAGCCGCGGCAGGUGGUGGAAUGUGCCAUGAGGGCGCUGCACUUCUCCCCCAGGCAGCACAAGGACAUUGCUCUUGUCAACAUGGCCAAUGUUCUGCAUCGCGCUCACUUCUCUGCCGACGCUGCCAUCCUGGUCCACACAGCUCUCGACAUCACCUCAGACCUGCUGACCAGCCACUACACACUGGGGAACAUCUAUGCAAUGCUGGGGGAGUAUAACCACUCAGUCCUCUGCUAUGACCACGCACUGCAAGCCAAGCCCGGCUUCGAGCAGGCACUCAAACGCAAGCAUGCUGUCCUGUGCCAACAGAAACUGGAGCAGAAACUGGAGACACAGCACAGAUCGCUGCAGCGUACCCUCAGUGAGCUCAAGGAGUACCAGAAGCAGCACGACCAGUAUCUGCGGCAGCAGGAGGUGCUGGAUAAGCACAAGCUGGGCCAGGAGGAGCAGAUCCUGCGCAACAUCAUCCACGAGACUCAGAUGGCCAAGGAGGCCCAGUUAGGAAAUCACCAGCUGUGCCACCUGGGGAAGCUGCAGGGCUCCCUGCACUGUCCCUACGACCUGCCAGUGCGCUACCACCGCGGGGACGUCUUUGAGAGUGUGGCGCUCAUCCAGUUCGGGGAGGAUGGCUCCACUGCUAGCAGCACGUCUCUCAUCUCGGAGCUCAGCCUCAACCAGAGCGAGAGCCGGGAGCUCUUCCCUUCUGUGUCUUCAGCCCCCUCGCUAGGGACCUUCUGGGGCAAGGAAGUUUCCUCCAGGGACAGUCAAGACAUCCUGUGGCCAAAGAGGUCUGACUGUGCCCGAAUCUUUCCCUCCAUCCCCAUGCCAGAGGAGCUGCCCACCUACUUCCUUCCACCAGAGAAUCGUGGGCUAGGGGUCCAGGCUCUUCUAUUCCAGGGCCGGCUCCCCGAAGUGCUGCCACCCCCCCCAGACUGCAGAUCUGUGCCGGGACCCCCCCCGAGGGACAGCCCUGCUUCUCUGGGGUGGGGGCUGGAGGGGAAGGAGCUGCCAGACCAUCAUGCCAGGCAGCUCCUGCUGUCCCGUCUGGACAGGCUGAGUCUCAGUGAAGAGCAGAUCGGAGGACUCAUUACUCAGGGCUUGAACCAGACUGGCGCCCCCUUGUGGCUUGUCCUAAAUGAGGCUGCUCUCUUCUGGCGAGCGAGUGGCAAUGCCAGCUCUGCCCUUUCCUGCCUGCGCAGAGCCCUCAACUCCGCCCCUCAGGAGCACCUUGACAUCCCAUUGGUUAAUGCGGCCAACCUGCUCCUGCACUAUGGGCUGUACCAAGAGGCCAGCCAGGUCCUGGAGAGAGCGCUGGCCAUCAACAGGAGUGAGCCCCUGACUCUGCUUAGCCUGGGGAAUGUGUGCCUAGCCCAGGGGAAUGUGAGCGGCGCGGUGUCGGUGUUUCGACAGGCCCUGUCUCUUGGGACGCGCUGCCUGGAGUGUGAGAGCAGCCUCCAGCUCAUCCGCUGCCUGCAGUUCUACCCCUUCCUGUAUAACCUGAGCAGCUCGCCGGCCGGCAAGCCGAUGCUGGUCCUGGAUGGUAACGGCUCUGGCGGGGCGCUGCAGCGUGGUGGGGAGGUCCAGUGGGAGGAGGAGGAGGAGGAGGAGGAGGAGGAGUGGCAGCUGAAGGAGGACCUGAUUGGAGCCUUCGAGGGGGCAAUGGAUGUAAAGGGGCGCCGUGUGGACCUGCAGGGGAUCAGGGUGCUGAAGAGAGGAGGAGAAGGGGCAGAUGCUGGGGGGAGAGCAGGGCCCUGCUUCGGGAACUGCGAGGACGAUGAUGGAGCCGAGUGGAUCACAUUCCAGGUGAAGCGUAUGAGGAAGCCCAAGACACACCCUUCUGACCUGCAAGUGGGAAGCCGAGAGAGGGAGGCUGGCUUCCACUCUGCCCUGGAGAUCAGCGGACCCCAAAUCCCCUCCCCGGGACCCCCAGGGAGACGCCGGGACUACCUGAGUCUAGGCUGGCCGAGUCCAGACGAGUGCCAGCGCCUCCGCAGAGUGGAGCCCACCACAGUGGCAAGCACCUGGCUGGCAGUGUCUGCAAAGAGCAUUGAUAUCACAGAGCACAUAGACUUUGCCACUCCCCUGCAAGAGCCUGCAGUGGAGCCAGUCUGCAACCCCAACCUACCAGCCACCAUGCACACCCUGGACCAUCUGAAUGGAGUGGCCAACCGCGGAGGCAUCCAUUACACAGGAGAGAGCCAGCUCCAAGAGGUACUCCAGAAUCUGGGCAAAGACAAGUACUCUCCACAGUCCUUCGAGCAGGUGGGGACACGAAUCGCCAAGGUCCUAGAGAAGAACCAGACGUCGUGGGUGCUGUCCAGCAUGGCUGCUCUGUACUGGAGGGUGAAGGGUCAGGGGAAGAAGGCUGUAGAUUGUCUGAGGCAGGCUCUGAACCACGCUCCUCACCACAUGAAGGACGUGCCUCUGAUCAGCCUUGCCAAUAUCUUCCACAACGCCAAGCUGUGGGACGAUGCCAUUACCGUGGCCAGCAUGGCGGUGGAGAUCGCGCCACACUUUGUGGUGAAUCACUUCACCCUCGCCAAUGUCUACAUCGCCAUGGAGGAGUUUGAGAAAGCCAUACAGUGGUAUGAAUCCACUCUGAAGCUGCAGCCCGAGUUUGCCCCUGCCAAGGAUCGCCUGUGGACUAUUCAGUGCCACCUGCUGACCAAGAAGGAGAAGCGCCUCCUGUAGGAGCAGUGCAGGUGUGAGGAGCCUCAGCAUCUCACCAUCCAACCAAACCUGCUUUUAACUGAGCUGCACUUAAACAGUAGUGUUAAGACGGGCGGGCGUUACAUUAAAAAAAAAAAAAAAGAUUAAUGUAAGCUGUUAAAUUGAAAUAUAUUACAUCUUCAAUCGGAAUUGUGAAUGUAUUUCCUGAAAUAGCUGUCUCUGACGUCAUAUUGGGAAAGGUUUACUGGAUGUUUUCUGAGUAGGCUAUUACUAUAAUGCCAUAGGAUAUGAAAUUUGUAAACCAUUCACACAUUCUGAUUCAUCUAUCUAUAAAGAACAAGAUUGCAAUCCCUAGUUAAGACAGUGUAAUUGUAUUGGAAUUUAAAAGCUACACAAGUUAAAGACAGUCAAAGGCAGAUGCCUGUAGAAAGUUUGAGGUCCAUCUCCCCACUCUCCCCUUUCUUCAGGUGUUUGUUCAUUGGUUAGAAUUUGUAGUUACAAGUUUGCUCCAAUCUUAAUCCAUUUUAAACAGAUCCAGAACAGAACCACUGUUUUAUUAUUUCAUUAUACUUUUUCUUUCUUCUGAGCAGGACCAGUUAAAUGACUCAUGUGGCAUUAAAAGUGUUCUUUAAGCUCAAAGUGAACGUAGGAGACAAAAUAAGGCCCUAAUCUUCCCUGUUUUGCCCUUCCAUUACCACAUUAAUUCAGGUCCACCCUUUUUUACAUUCUUUUCCACCAGCCGUUCUUCUCGCAAACCCUCAACUGUUUUAAAUUAAUUGUAGCAUACAAAACCAUUUCAUAAAUCUGAAGUAUUUUGCAUUUCCAUUUUGUGGUGUCUGUAGUUGUUGUGAGUGGUUCAGAGUUCUGUUGCAUCUGCCUUAGCCAGAGACUAAACCAUCUUCCUCAAUCCAUUCAAGUCGUGUGAUGCUUUUCACCUCUGCCAGGCCCACCAGCUCUCUCUACUGUUAUAUCUGUGGAGUAGGUGGGCUGGAAGAGUUGGAAGGUCACGUGAUUUGAGGGAAGCAGUUCAGUUCUGGCACCUAGGAUUUUCCAGACAAGCGCCGACCCAGGUUAGAGAGAAACAAUCAAUAGAAUCUGGGACAUGAAACAAAAGUAAUUAAAAUGACUUUGUGCGGCAUAAAAUCAAGCACAGAAUUAAUUCACUGAAUAUGUUGUGGCAAAUAUUUUGAUCUUUUGAAUAUUGGUUCAUAUUAUCUUGAAAACAAAAGUAUGUUUGUAUUUGUCAGAAUUGUAAUGUUUAUUGUAAUCCCAUAUGGAUAAAAUAAACAA